Messenger RNA from Ricinus communis (castor bean), 3287 nucleotides. RefSeq names its product auxin response factor 18. Gene Ontology annotation, cellular component: nucleus. The transcript is spliced from 4 exons. Gene Ontology annotation, biological process: regulation of DNA-templated transcription; response to hormone. Gene Ontology annotation, molecular function: DNA binding; protein binding. The coding region runs from base 767 to 2875 and encodes 702 amino acids. NCBI's taxonomy places the organism in Eukaryota, Viridiplantae, Streptophyta, Magnoliopsida, Malpighiales, Euphorbiaceae. The record is from RefSeq and is a predicted model, not a curated record.
CCUGUUGUUUCAAUGUAUGUGCUUUUUGGAGUCUUGCAUGAUCCAAAAAGUUUAUCCCUCUCUCUCUCUGCUGAUGCUUUUUUUUUUUUUUUUUUGGUUAUCUGCUUCUCUCUCGGCCAUCAGUUUCUUGUUCUUGAUUGAAUCUUUUUAACUGCUUAUUAGAGAUUCAUUAGCACCUUCUUCUUUUUCUUUUUGUUAUUUUAUUGUAUCUUUUAUGGCAAUUUUAGUUUCUCGGUUGUAAUUCCAAGAAACUCUGCGAAUUCUUUUGAGUGUAGAAUUUGGAGGGAGCAGCUGAUAUUAUUAUAGUUGGGAGUGAAGUGUGUAAAAGAUCUUUGAUUUGUUAUUUUUUCAAGGAAGGUACCAAGAUGGUGCUUUUAGUAGUCUUAGUGGAUUGAACAGUUUCUCUGUGGAAAUUCUUGUUUCAGUCUCCAAUUUUGAAUUCCCUGAUUUUGAGCUCUGAACUGGUAUAUAUUUGCUUCAAAGGCUAUAACUUGAAAAGGGUUGUGUUUGGUUGCAGUGAAAGUGGUGGUGGUGUGAGAAUUCAGAGGAUAUAUGCAGUUGUAUGACUCCAAAAGAUUCAAUCUUUCUGGUCUUGAAUUCUAAUUUGUUUGUAUCUCCUCAUGUAAAGAUUCAAUUUGUUCACUACGUGGCACGCAGAUAUUCCCCAGUUUCUGCUUUUGUUUUGAUCGUCAUAUAUUUGCUAUAUAAGGAAGAAUCUCCACAAACAUUAAAGAAGAGUUUUUUGUAGCUGUUAUUUUUUGGUGAAAUGAUUACAUUUAUGGAAGCAAAAGAGAGAGUGAAGGAGAAGGAGAUGGAGAAAUGUUUAGACUCUCAACUGUGGCACGCCUGCGCUGGUGGGAUGGUUCAAAUGCCAGCAGUGAACACCAAAGUCUUUUAUUUUCCUCAAGGCCACGCCGAGCAUGCCUCUGGUUCAGUUGAUUUCAGGAACUUCCCUCGUCUACCUCCUUAUAUUCUGUGCAGAGUUUCAGGAAUCAAAUUCAUGGCUGAUCCUGAAACUGAUGAGGUUUAUGCUAAGAUAAAGUUAACUCCAAUUUGUAGUAAAGAGAAUGGUAUGGAAGAUGAAGAAGAAGGUGUAAUUAAUGGAGGAGAAGGGCAAGAGAAUAAGCCUGCUUCUUUUGCUAAGACAUUGACUCAAUCUGAUGCCAAUAAUGGUGGAGGUUUCUCGGUGCCAAGGUACUGCGCGGAGACUAUUUUUCCGAGGUUGGAUUACUCAGCUGAUCCGCCUGUUCAGACCAUUCUUGCUAAGGAUGUUCAUGGAGAAACAUGGAAGUUUAGACAUAUUUAUAGAGGAACACCAAGGAGGCAUCUUUUAACUACUGGAUGGAGUACUUUUGUGAAUCAUAAGAAGUUAGUUGCAGGGGACUCUAUAGUAUUUUUAAGAGCAGAGAACGGAGAUCUUUGUAUUGGAAUUCGAAGAGCUAAGAGGGGAGUUGGUGGUGGUCCCGAGUCUUCAUGGAAUCCGGCCGGUGGGAAUUGUGUUAUGCCUUAUGGAGGAUUUAAUUCUUUUUUCAGAGAAGAUGGGAAUAAGCUAUCAAGAAGUGGAAAUGGGAAUGGUCCUGGUGAGAAUGCUUUAACGGGGAAAGGGAAAGUGAAGGCUGAAUCAGUUAUAGAAGCUGCUACCCUUGCUGCUAAUGGACAGCCUUUUGAGGUAGUUUACUACCCUCGAGCUAGUACUCCUGAGUUCUGUGUUAAGGCUUCUAUGGUGAAAGCUGCAUUUCAGAUCCGGUGGUGUUCGGGGAUGAGGUUUAAAAUGGCAUUUGAAACUGAGGAUUCUUCACGGAUUAGCUGGUUUAUGGGAACUAUUGCUUCUGUUCAAGUUGCUGAUCCUCUUCGUUGGCCCGAUUCGCCAUGGAGGCUCCUCCAGGUUACUUGGGAUGAACCUGACUUGCUCCAAAAUGUGAAGCGUGUGAGCCCAUGGCUAGUAGAAUUGGUAUCAAACAUGCCCGUCAUCCAUCUGUCCCCAUUCUCACCACCAAGGAAGAAGUUGAGAAUGCCUCAACACCCUGAUUUCCCCCUUGAUAGCCAAUUUCCACUUCCAACGUUUUCCGGCAACCUCCUUGGGCCUACCAGCCCUUUUGGUUGUCUACCAGAUAACACUCCUGCUGGCAUGCAGGGAGCCAGGCAUGCUCAUUAUGGUCUACCUUUAUCAGAUCUCCGCCUCAAUAAACUGCAGACAAGUCUAUUUCUGGCUGGUUUCCCGCCACCACUUGAUCAUUCUGCUACACACAGUAUAUCCUCAAAUGGCCCUACCAUUGUAAAGCCUAGCAUGAGUGAGAGUGUAUCCUGUGUGCUAACCAUGGCACGUUCCACCCAGAAUUCAGGAAAACCUGAUAAUGUGAAGACACCCCAGCUUGUACUUUUUGGUCAGCCAAUACUCACUGAGCAGCAAAUCUCUCUUAGCUCCUCCGGCGAUACAGUGUCACCAGUUCUUACUGGCAAUAGUUCAUCUGAAGGAAAUUUAGAUAAGAUAGCGAAUUUUUCUGAUGGCUCUGGAUCAGCGCUUCAUCAACAAGGCCUACCUGAACACUCGUCCUAUGAAGGUUUCCAAUGGUGCAAGGGUAAUCGCCAAGAGACCGAACCCUCCUUGGAGACUGGUCAUUGCAAAGUCUUCAUGGAAUCAGAGGAUGUGGGCCGAACUCUUGACCUUUCAUUGCUCGGAUCUUAUGAUGAAUUGUACAGAAAACUCGCAGAUAUGUUUGGAAUAGAAAACUCCGAGACACUUAACAAUGUUCUUUACCGUGAUAUCGCUGGCAUUGUCAAACACAUAGGGGACGAACCAUUCAGUGACUUCAUGAAGACAGCUAGGAGAUUGACAAUCAUAAUGGAUUCAAGCAGUGACAAUGUAGGAUUGUAAAGGAAGAAACAAACUUUGGUUUUAAACUGUACAGCUGGCUGAUCGAAUCCUUCUUUGUUCCUGAGCCUGACCUUUUAUCAUUCUUCAACUGGUGAGAGGAGAUGCUCCAAUCCAUUUUUUGGACUACUAAGUUAAUGUUUCGCCCAUUGUUGUCUCUUAAUUUCGAAGGAGGAAUAAUCUGAUUUUGAGACUUCCUUUUAAUAUCAUAAUUAAUUCAGCAUUUUAUCGGUUUUGUUUCUUUAGGAUCUCUUUUUCUUUUUGAUUGCCAGGCAAGUCUUAGAAAUACAGAGUCUUCUGUAGCAUAUGCUCUUUGUAACAAAGGUUUUGUUUUUCUUUUUUUCUUUGAUUAUGUAUUGAAGCCUUCUGAUCAUUAGACGUAAAUGCAAAUGCAGAUUCCAACAUUCCAACUUGA